Scutellospora calospora is the source of this 606-nucleotide messenger RNA. NCBI's taxonomy places the organism in Eukaryota, Fungi, Glomeromycota, Glomeromycetes, Diversisporales, Gigasporaceae. The record is from the annotation of a GenBank genome assembly.
AUGGCUAAAUAUGAGAAAGAAAUUCCAGAGUUCCGAAGAAUACCAGAAAAUGAAAAAAGUCAAAUCAUUAAAAGAUUCAAACGCAAAAAUCCAAAGUUCCCUCCUACUUCUUGUGAUUGGGCUAUUAAACGAAUGAUGUGUGGAAUAAUUAAUAAUAAACGCAAUACUGAAAAACGAAAAAAAGGAGUUCGUUUGUCUUUUGAUGACAAGAAAAGAAGGAUGGAAUUUUUGUCUAGUCUUAGACAAAAUGCUAUUGAGCGGGAUCAACCCUUAGAAGUUGUUGAAACCUCAAGUUCAGCAAAUAAUACGAAGAAUGCUCGUUUGACUUCUUCAUUUUGUGUUCUGUUAACUGUCCUUCGAUGUCAAAAUACCAAUCACGAAAUCCAAGAUAAAGAUCCAAAUGAUGCUAUUGAAUCAGCGGGCAAAUCUAACAAGAUGUCUCAAAAUUCUGGCUGCCAACUACGUGACCAUACUUCCAGAACACCUGCACGAACUGAAGAAAGUAACAAAACUACAAAAACUAGAUGCAUGGAAGAUGAUACUGAGCCUACUAAAGAACGAUCUUUAAAAAUGUCUAGUAAGGCAAAAACUAAUAGUAUGAUAUAA